AAGAAGAAGAAGAAGAAGAAGAAGAAGAAGAAGAAGCGAAUUUUAAACGGAUGCUAGCUCAAAGCCUGGGAUAAUAAAAGGUUUAUCUUAGCAGAAGUUGAGAGUAUCCGCUCUGUCCGGACUACAUCAGGAUGACUUCCUCCUCCCUCCUCUCUCCUCCCCCCUCUCCCCCACCUGCCCCCCUCCCUCUCUCCUCCUCCUAUCUGACUCGCUGUCCUGAACUCGACCUGUCGGUCACACUCAGCCCCGCCCCCAGACCCGCCCACACAAACCUGGAGCCCCGCCCACUGAAGAGCAGUCAGCAGAGUGAGCCCCGCCCCCAAGGGCAGACGGCAAGAAAGGGGAACAGGCAGAGGCUUAAAAAAAUAACAUCCCUUUUUCCUUCUCUGCUCGGUGGAGCCCCAAGACAGUGGGUGGAGCCUCCUGCUGCAGUAUCCAAUCCCGGCCCAGGAUGCCUGGAGAGGGUGGAGCUAAACACCACUCUGGCUCUGAAGGCGGAGCUUCAGUCACUUCAGGGGGCAGAGUUUAACUCCCAGAAGGCCGUUCAGGAGACGCUACGGAUAUCCGAGAGGACCAAAAACCUGAUCAACACCAGAGCUACUGAAGAAGUGAAUGUCUCUCGCUCUCAGGUUCUCUUCACCUCAUUGGUCAGUGUGGACGUGCAGGAGGAUCAGCUGAUCAGCCAGCUGCUGCAGCCUCGGCUGCCACCCCCCUCCCCCUCCUGCCAUGGCAACCAGGCAGCAAAUGGCCCCUCCCUUCUCCUCUUCAUGACCUCUGACCUCCUCAGACAGAAGUCCCUGCCACUGGAGGAGGAGCCUGUCAACUACAAGCCCCACCCCUCACCACGCCCUGCCCACUCAACCUUUGACCUCUACAAAAGAGGGAGGGGUUUAGAGACCACGCCCUGACAUACUCCCAGGAGAGUUCUCAUUUGCUGGAGGUACUGAGGCUCCUAUUGGUCCGACUGUGCGAUGUCCUUGAAUAAUAACAAUGUAUUUUAUAAAUUAUAAUGAACUGAGAUGUGUUUAUUUCCUGUAAAAAGCUACAUUUAGUUUCUUUUUCUAAUAAAGUCUAAUAAAAAUUUUCUAAUAAAA
This is a messenger RNA of Perca fluviatilis (European perch), 1094 nucleotides long. RefSeq names its product protein phosphatase 1, regulatory subunit 35 (gene ppp1r35). Gene Ontology annotation, molecular function: phosphatase binding. The transcript is spliced from 5 exons. NCBI's taxonomy places the organism in Eukaryota, Metazoa, Chordata, Actinopteri, Perciformes, Percidae. The coding region runs from base 132 to 908 and encodes 258 amino acids. The record is from RefSeq and is a predicted model, not a curated record. Gene Ontology annotation, biological process: negative regulation of phosphatase activity.